Messenger RNA from Anolis sagrei ordinatus, 1625 nucleotides. NCBI's taxonomy places the organism in Eukaryota, Metazoa, Chordata, Lepidosauria, Squamata, Anolidae. The record is from RefSeq and is a predicted model, not a curated record.
UUUCAGUUCAUGCCAGUGUUUUUUCUUUCUAGGUUUCUCCUGUGUUUCUCACUCCAGUCAGAUUUAUCCUCCCGUUUUCUACAAUGGGAAUCCAUGGUUUGGCCAAAUUGAUUGCGGAUAUUGCUCCUGCUGCCAUCCGAGAGAAUGACAUUAAGAGUUAUUUUGGUCGGAAGGUUGCCAUUGAUGCUUCUAUGAGCAUUUAUCAGUUCCUGAUUGCUGUACGCCAAGGGGCUGAUAUGCUGCAGAACGAAGAAGGUGAGACCACAAGCCACCUGAUGGGUAUGUUCUACCGCACUAUCCGCAUGGUGGAAAACGGCCUCAAGCCUGUCUAUGUCUUUGAUGGCAAGCCCCCACAGUUAAAGUCUGGUGAAUUGGCUAAGCGCACUGAACGCAGAACUGAAGCAGAGAAGCAGCUUCAAGAAGCCAAAGAGGCAGGCGAGGAGGAAAAUGUUGAAAAAUUCAGCAAAAGGCUAGUUAAAGUCACCAAGCAGCACAAUGAGGAGUGCAAGAAGCUGCUGACCUUGAUGGGCAUCCCUUAUGUGGAUGCACCUGGUGAGGCUGAAGCUAGCUGUGCUGCCCUGGUGAAAGCUAAUAAGGUGUAUGCCGCUGCAACUGAAGAUAUGGACUGCUUGACCUUUGGCAGCCCUGUGCUAAUGCGACAUCUUACAGCCAGUGAGGCAAAAAAACUGCCCAUUCAGGAAUUCCACCUGAGCCGUAUUCUCCAGGAUCUGAACCUGACUCAGGAGGAGUUUGUGGACCUUUGCAUAUUGCUGGGUUGUGACUACUGUGAGAGCAUCCGUGGCAUUGGACCCAAGCGUGCUGUGGAGCUCAUCAAGCAGCAUAAGAGCAUAGAAAAGAUCAUUCAGCAGAUAGAUACCAAGAAGUACUCCCUGCCUGAGAACUGGCUGCACAAGGAGGCACAACAGCUCUUCUUGGAGCCAGAAGUUAUAGAUGCAGAAGCUGUGGAGCUGAAAUGGAGCGAGCCAAAUGAGGAAGAGCUUGUUAAUUUCAUGUGUGGGGAGAAGCAGUUUAACGAGGAGAGAAUCCGUAAUGGAGUCAAGAGACUGAACAAGAGCCGCCAGGGCAGCACUCAGGGCCGACUCGACGACUUCUUCAAGAUUACAGGUUCCAUCACUUCAGCCAAGCGCAAAGAGCCAGAGCUCAAGGGAUCUGCCAAGAAGAAAGCAAAGGGCAGUGGCUCUGCAACAUCAAAGUUUAAGAGAGGGAAAUAAACAUUAUUUAAAAAACUAUCAUCCCACUUUCACUCCAGAUUCUUCUCGAUCCGUUGUAUAGUAACUGACCAACAGAAGUGCAACGUAUUAUAGUUCUGCAAUACUGAAAAGGUGUGCAGCUAUUACUAGACUUCCAGUUCAACCUAGAUUCGUGCAUGGAGAAGAUUGGUUUGACAGGCAAAAUGUUUGACGCUGCUAAUUAUUGGACACAGAUCUUGCCAAGAUAACUGGAUAUUGCUGGUAACAAACCUAGAGAGUGUUGGUCCUGACUUUGAGUGCUGUGAACUAUCAGCCCUAAAAACUAGGAGACAUAGUCUUUCUUUAUUGGCAUGAUAUGCUGACAUGGUUUUUGCUUUGAUUUGUAGAUUUCAAUAAAUAUUAUCACUUUUGCUA